Nerophis lumbriciformis (worm pipefish) is the source of this 474-nucleotide messenger RNA. Its product is annotated as histone H3. Gene Ontology annotation, molecular function: structural constituent of chromatin; DNA binding; protein heterodimerization activity. The record is from RefSeq and is a predicted model, not a curated record. Lineage: Eukaryota; Metazoa; Chordata; Actinopteri; Syngnathiformes; Syngnathidae. Gene Ontology annotation, cellular component: nucleosome.
CGAGACGUAGCGAACAAUGGCAAGAACCAAGCAGACAGCUCGUAAGUCCACCGGAGGCAAAGCCCCCAGGAAGCAGCUCGCCACCAAGGCCGCCCGCAAGAGCGCACCUGCCACCGGCGGCGUGAAGAAACCUCACCGUUACAGGCCCGGCACCGUGGCCCUCCGUGAGAUCCGCCGCUACCAGAAGUCCACCGAGCUGCUCAUCCGCAAGUUGCCCUUCCAGCGCCUGGUCAGGGAAAUCGCCCAGGAUUUCAAGACCGACCUCCGCUUCCAGAGCUCUGCAGUGAUGGCUCUUCAGGAGUCCAGUGAGGCUUACCUGGUCGGUCUGUUUGAAGAUACCAACCUGUGCGCCAUCCACGCCAAGAGAGUCACCAUCAUGCCCAAGGACAUCCAGCUGGCCCGCCGUAUCCGCGGAGAGAGAGCAUAAGCUUUAAACUCCACAACCACAACGGCUCUUUUAAGAGCCACCACAAA